AAACAAUUCCCAAGGCAUAAAACCAUGGUGGUACAAAACUCUCGAAGAACGCACUCUAACUAACAACACCUUCAGAAAUAUCAAACGAAUCUUCCACCUCAUACAUAACAUUCCAACUGGUUUACACUCCAAACUAAUAUCACUUCAUCUCAAUGGAUCAUUCAAUAGAAAAGCUCAAUGGCAACACAUUACAUUAUUCCUACAUCACCACAAUCCCACUAAUUUCUACACCGAUGGAUCAAUCGUCAAUGCUAACACUAAAUCUAUUAAAGCAAGUGCAGCUUGGACAACCUGGCCGCCUGAUAAAUUAUUCUCUCACUCUAUUGAAGGAACUAUAUCAACUACAAAAGCUGAAACCUUUGCACUCUGCACCUUAACAGAAGCCAUUACUAACAAUCAAAUUAUAAAUGUCUAUACUGACUCUCAAGCACUCAUCCAAGGCUACAAUAACAAUAUCACUAACCGCUCCCAACUCUCAAUUCGCAAGACAUUAAAAAACUCUCAUUGGCCAUUAUGGGAA
Molecule: messenger RNA, 520 nt
Organism: Ambispora gerdemannii
Lineage: Eukaryota; Fungi; Glomeromycota; Glomeromycetes; Archaeosporales; Ambisporaceae
Source: the annotation of a GenBank genome assembly